GUGGUUAUAUGAAAGUAUUAGUCUAAAAAAUGUUUCUCUCAGUGGUUUAUCAUUUACACUUGAAAACAAACUUGUGCGUGAAUUAUUUUAUAUGUUGAUAAGAACUUAAAGUAUCGGUUGACUUAAUUUGUGAUAUUCAUAAAGUGAUUGGAAAGAAAGAAAAAGUGCCAAUAAAUUGUCUCCUUGGGGGGAAAUAUAUUGGGAAAUAAAACAAUACAAUUGUAUUUUUUUAAUGAAUAAUUUGCGUAGUAGAAUAAAUGACUUGAAAUUUUGGAAUCAAAUAAUUUUUGUUGAUAAAUCAAUUAACCAAAAGUAUCAGUCAAGAGGAAACCCAAGGUUUGAAUUUAUAUCAAUAUACUGGGAAAAAUGAAACAAAUACGAGCAGCUUUAAUCCAAAUGAAAGUAGGAACAGAACUUGUAAAAAAUCUAGAAAAUGCCUCAAAACACAUAGCUAAAGCCAAAGAAUCUGGAGCUGGUCUUGUAUCUCUUCCAGAAUGUUUCAACUCUCCAUAUGGAACAAAUUUCUUCAAGCAAUAUGCCGAGGGUAUACCAAAAGGAUCUACAUGUGAUAUGUUAUCAAAAGCUGCUAAAGAAAAUUCAAUUUACCUUAUUGGGGGUACAUUUCCCGAAAUAGAAAACGGCAAAUAUUAUAACACUUGCACUGUUUGGAAUCCUGAAGGAAAUUUGAUAGCAAAAUAUAGAAAAAUGCAUUUAUUUGAUAUUGAUAUACCUGGAAAAGUUACAUUCAAGGAAUCAGAUAUUUUGAGUCCAGGAAAUGAAUUUACUACAUUCAAUAUUGAUGAUAUCAAAGUGGGACUCGGUAUCUGUUAUGAUUUGAGGUUUGAGGAAUUGGCCAAAAUAUAUAGGUUGGAAGGAUGCAAGUUAUUAGUUUAUCCUGCUGCAUUCACAACGACAACUGGCCCUCUUCACUUUGAACUGCUCCAAAAAGCAAGAGCGGUAGAUAAUCAACUUUUUGUAUGUGGCAUAAGCCCAUCUCGUAACGAAAAAGGAUUCCGUGCUUACGGUUACUCCCAAGUAACAAAUCCAUGGGGUAAAGUUCUUGUUCAAGCGAAAGAAGACGAAGAUAUAGUUUAUGCCGAUAUUGACUUUUCAGAAUGUGAUGAAGUUAGAGCAAACAUACCCAUUUUUAAUCAAAGAAGAACUGAUAUUUAUGAUGUUAAAAAAAUAUAGAAAAAUUAUAUAAGUAUCAAUUCAAUUGUAAUAUAAAUACAUAUCUAUUAUCAA
This is a messenger RNA of Diorhabda sublineata, 1245 nucleotides long. RefSeq names its product omega-amidase NIT2-like. The transcript has 3 exons. NCBI's taxonomy places the organism in Eukaryota, Metazoa, Arthropoda, Insecta, Coleoptera, Chrysomelidae. Gene Ontology annotation, molecular function: omega-amidase activity. The record is from RefSeq and is a predicted model, not a curated record. Gene Ontology annotation, biological process: oxaloacetate metabolic process; L-glutamine metabolic process. Bases 367 to 1191 code for a protein of 274 amino acids. Gene Ontology annotation, cellular component: mitochondrion.